Molecule: messenger RNA, 2131 nt
Organism: Suillus clintonianus
Lineage: Eukaryota; Fungi; Basidiomycota; Agaricomycetes; Boletales; Suillaceae
Product: major facilitator superfamily domain-containing protein
Exons: 11
Coding region: 92-1693 (533 amino acids)
Biological process (GO): transmembrane transport
Cellular component (GO): membrane
Molecular function (GO): transmembrane transporter activity
Source: RefSeq, a predicted model, not a curated record
GUUCUGCUGGUUAUUUCUUUAUUGCCACGUCCUUGCAUUAACGCCCUCCUUGAGUCCUGUACCGCCAAUUUUUCAGGAAACACGAGAAGUAAUGUCCAAGGAGCUGGAGUCUAGCCAGGCCACUCAGGAUCUCAACCUCGAGAAGACUCAGCACCAUGUCGUCCAGCGCAGUCAUUGGCGCUCCGUCUGCAUCAUUGCGACAUGCACUGCUGCAAUGGCGGUCAAUACCACUAAUUCCAGUUCUAUCUCUAUAUCGCUCCCAACUAUUGAAAAGGACUUAAAUAUGAAGGAAGAAGAGCUGCAGUGGCUCGUAUCUGCAUAUUCGCUCAGCUCGGGCUGCCUUCUCUUGUUCUUUGGCAGGCUGGCGGAUAUCUAUGGUCGAAAAACGGCGUUCAUGAUCGGUACGAUCUGUCAGGUUGCAUUUUCUCUUGGUUGUAGUUUUGCACAGAAUGGUACCACCCUCGUCGUUUUGCGCGCCUUUCAAGGCCUUGGUGCCGCCGCUACAAUUCCGUCUGCACUCGGUAUCCUGGCACAUGCGUUCCCUCCAUCUAGGAUGCGUUCAAUAGCAUUUGCAACUUUUGCAGCGGGUGCUCCUGUGGGCGGCGCAUUUGGUAUGAUCAUCGGCGGUGUUCUUACACAACUGUCCUCGACCCAUUGGCGGUCCACAUUCUAUUUGGUUGCAGCGAUGUCUGCUCUAGCUGGUGUUUCCGGUAUGAUUUCGUUCGAUGCCGAUGUUACCUCGAUCGAAGCUGUCGACUGGAUCGGCGCCUCCCUCGUCACCAUUGGUUUGGUCCUGAUUGUAUUUGUACUUGGUCAAGGGGAAGUUGCUUCUCAAGGCUGGAAAACUCCGUAUAUUAUUGCGCUUCUAAUCGUCGGCGUUUUCAUGGUCUCGCUGUUCUUGCUUUGGGAGCGAUACUUGGAGCAAAUUAGUGAUGAUCCAUCAAUGACACCGUCCGCAUGGACGCCACCGCCAUUGAUGAGACUCUCACUUUGGACACGAGCCAAGGGCCGGAUGGCCAUUAUCCUUGUGAUCGCAUUCUUAAAUUGGAGUGCCUUCAUUAGCUGGAGCUUCUGGGUUCAGCUGUAUUACCAGAACUACCUGUUGCUCACACCGAUACAAACGAUGAUCCGGUUCAUUCCAUUGUUCGUUGUCGGCUGUUUGUGCAACGUUUUUGUUGCAAUGUUUGUUGGCAAAUUGCCUUUGGUCGUCUUUGCAGUCAGUGGAACGCUAGUGACAGCACUGGCCGCCAUCCUCUUUGCGUUGAUUGAUCCGUCUGCGACGUAUUGGGCCUUUGGCUUCCCGUCCACGGUUCUCGUCGUGUUCGGCGCUGAUUUUGUGUUUUCCUCUGGCACAAUUUUCAUCGCCAAAAAUGCGCUUCCACACGAGCGCAGCGUGGCCGGAGCGCUGUUUCAAACUAUGACGCAGGUUGGCACUGCAGUCGGUCUCACUGUAUCUACGCUUGUGUUUAACAUCGUGGUCAAAAACGAGGCUGCUGACGUUGGUGUUGCCGUCAACUCUGCUGGCACCAACGCGCCGCAGUCCGCACAGCUUAAGGGGUAUAGAUCUGCGCAAUGGACGGGCGCUUCGUUUGCGCUUAUGGCGGCACUGCUGGCAGCGCUUUUCCUCCGUGGUGUUGGGAUUGUCGGAGACAAGAAAACUAUCAAGCAUGAUGACCAAAGCCCUAAGGCCUGAGCACACGCACCCCCUUCUCAAUCGUACUCCAUUCCCGAAUCGAACCCUAAUUCAACAUCAGAGGGAAUCGUCUUCUGUCACUAAUUCUUCAUACCACCUUACACUCAUUACCACUGGCAUUACAACUCUCUAGCAAUUUUCUGUCGUUUCGUUGCUUACCUGUAGGGCGUGACCCCCUGCUUUUCUUGAUUUUGUGCGGUAUGUAUACCUACAACUUGAAGUACCAGAUUGAUGAUAAACUCAUACAUCCUAACUUGCAGCGGUUGCAUGGCAAUUCUUUUGUUCCCUCCCCGUACUCCAUGACAAGACAUCGACCUACAAGUGUUUUCGUAGUAUUGCACGUAGAAUGGAAUUCAGUAUGGUUUGGUGUUCUUACGUGGUGAGCCGCGAGCACGAGACUCGUGUCGUGCCUUCUCCCCUUGAUUCCCACGGCAUGCG